AUGAACCAAAUAAUCUCUGGUAUUCUAAAGAGUACACAUUCAUUAACGGUCAAAAAACAACUACUAGAACGUAUUCGAUCAGCCUAUCUUCAAAUCCCAUGUCCAACAACAACACCAAUAAUUGAUCGAACUUGUUAUUAUCUAAUAAAUUAUGUGCGCGAACUGACAGUAUCACAAGUUGAUGUUGAGAUAUUGACAUUUGGUCGUACAUGUCUUCAAUGUUGUCAUAAUCCUGAAUGUCUAUGUUCCAUAGCUGAACAAUUAAUCAACGAUUCUCGUAUUGAUGUAUCGAUAUCAUUUGUACAAUUAUUAAGUGAUUGUUUACCUAGUGAAAUCGGUCGAGCCUUUUUAGAACGUGCUAUUUUUGAAAGACAUGAAUUAAAUAAUGAAGCAUUACGUUUUAUAUUAUUACUAAUCACUAAAAAUCGUCAACUAACGAAUGGACAACGAACAAUAUUUUAUAUCAAAUUAGUUGAAUUAGUCUUAUCUCGUUUACGUACAUUAGAUUUUUCAGUUGAACAAGUUGAAUUAUUUUGUAAACAAUUAGCAUCAACAAUUGAAGAAUUAUGUUUUGAAAAUAAUAAAAAAUCCAAUAAUUUAUUAAAUGAUAUGGUUAAUGGUGUUACAGGUGGUCUAUUAACAUGUUUAGCUGAUUCAUCAACUAAAAAUGAACCGUCAACAGCGUUAGCUAACAUCAUUGAUUUAUUACAGGAAUGUCCAAAUGAAAACUUAUUAGAUUCAUUUAUUUUAACUAUUGAUGACGAUCGUUUAGUACUAUGUCUCAAUCGUUUAGCUCGAGUUUUCCGUUGGCCAUCUACAACAACUAAACCAUCGCAGUGGCUUGUUUCUAUAUGGAAAUUAUUAUUUAAACGUGAACGUGAGAUGCUUGUUGCACAAUCCGCAUCGUCAUCAAUUAUUUCCGAUUUGAUAUCGAUGAUUGGUAAUCCAUCGUGCUAUCAAAAUAUUGUUCCGGCUCUAUGUUGGAUAUUUGUUAAUCAACCAUUUCAUUUACAAACUUUUGCAAGUCCAUUACAAAAUGAAAUUCUUCAACUUGUUCUUAAUAAUCCGAAUUUUCUUAGUGAUAAUAUGGAAAUGAAUAAUCUUGUUGAAAGUGUACGUUACGGACUUAAAAGUUUAUUAAACAAUGAAGAUAAUGUACUUAAUCAGGAUUUAUUUAAUAAUUUACUUCAAAGCCUUCCAAAAUCAAAUCAAAGUUUUGCUAAAAAUAUUCACUUAAUGAAAUGUAAAUCAUCAUCAGUGGAAAACUAUUCAAAUGAAAUACCAAUUCGUCUACAUGAUAAAAUUGGUUUAGCUAAUAUGGGAAAUACUUGUUAUUUAAAUGCGAUGAUGCAAGCAUUAUAUUCUUGUACACAAUUCCGAAAAUGUGUACUGAAUUGUGAUGCAUUAUCGACAAAUAAUGAAUUAUUAAAGUCAUUACAGAAUCUAUUUGCUUUUCUAACAGCUUCACAACGAUCAUAUUAUCGACCAGAAAGGUUUUGGCUUCAAACUAAACCAUCGUAUUUUGAACGUAAUCAACAGCAAGAUUGUCAGGAAUUUCUCAGACAUCUACUAGACACACUUCAUGAAGAAGCCAAAAGAACGAUACAAAAUGAAUCAACUCUCGAUUGUGUUAAACAACAUCUAAUGGGUACCUGCAUUCAUCAGAGUAAAUGUUUGACUUGUUUAUCAAUAACAAAUUCUCAAGAUUUAUUCUAUGAUUUGUCUCUGGGUUUCAAUGAUCAAUCUUUAACUACGAAUGAUCAACAACAAAAAUGUUUUGACUUGCAAUCGCUUAUUGAUCAUGCAUUUGCAUGGGAACCAUUGGUGAAUGAAAAUCAAUUUGAAUGUGAUACAUGUCAAACAAAACAAGACGGUUCACGCCGAAUGUUUUUAACAUCACAUCCAAAUUAUCUUAUUUUAUUAUUAAAACGCUUUGUACAUAAUCGUCUAACAGGCAAAUAUGAAAAAUGUCUUGAUCGUACAACAUUACCUGAAUUGAUACAACUAUUAACCGUUAAUGAAGCACAUAUAUCAUAUCGAUUGAAAGCAAUUGUUGUUCAUCAUGGUUUAUCCAUGAAUAGUGGACAUUAUUAUGCAUUUGUUAUGUGCAAUAAUGAUGAUCUAGUGGAUAAAAAUAAUGCAAAUCAUAUUGGUUGGUGGCUUUUCAAUGAUACACAUGUUGAACAUCUAUCAUUUGAAAAUGUUUGUGCGCAUUUUCAACGUUUUCAAUCAGCUACACCUUAUGUUCUAAUUUUCGAAAAAGAUACUCAAGAUAUGAAUGCAACAGAAUUACCAAUGUUACCAUAUUUACAAACAUUAGUUGAGCAUGAUAAUCAACUUUAUGCGCAAGAACAAACUCGUCGUAGCCGUUCAUCAAAAUCUGCUGAUAUGUCUGAUGUAUCCGAACCCUAUUACAAAAAUACAGGUUGUAAAGACCAAAGUCCCGAUCGUGGACCGCCAUGUAUUUUUUAA
Molecule: messenger RNA, 2472 nt
Organism: Rotaria socialis
Lineage: Eukaryota; Metazoa; Rotifera; Eurotatoria; Philodinida; Philodinidae
Source: the annotation of a GenBank genome assembly